UCAAGUGAAAAGGAAACGAAAAUGGCAGACUUUAUCCUUUGUAAUCCUCAAUUAAUCCAAUACUAAUAGUAACACUGCUCUGGUGUCGCCGCCGCAGAUGGCCGCUAGCAGCGAUCCCAACCCGGAGGGUUCCAAUGAGCAACAGAAACGAUCGGAGAUAUACACUUACGAGGCCCCCUGGCACAUCUACGCCAUGAACUGGAGUGUCCGCCGCGACAAGAAAUACCGUCUCGCUAUCGCCAGCCUUCUUGAGCAGUACACUAAUCACCUCGAGAUUGUUCAGCUCGAUGACUCCAAUGGAGAGAUCCGAUCCGACCCAAACCUCUCUUUCGAUCAUCCCUAUCCCCCAACCAAGACCAUCUUCAUCCCCGACAAGGAGUGCCAGAAACCCGAUCUUCUCGCCACUUCCUCUGACUUUCUCCGCAUUUGGAGGAUCUCCGAUGAUCACUCCCGGGUCGACCUCAAGUCCCUCUUUAAUGGCAACAAGAACAGUGAGUUCUGCGGCCCUCUUACCUCCUUCGACUGGAAUGAGGCGGAGCCCAAGCGAAUCGGCACCUCCUCCAUUGAUACGACUUGUACUAUUUGGGAUAUCGAGAGGGAAACGGUGGAUACCCAGCUUAUUGCCCAUGAUAAAGAGGUUUAUGAUAUCGCCUGGGGCGGCGUUGGUGUUUUUGCUUCUGUUUCUGCUGAUGGGUCGGUUAGGGUUUUCGACCUUCACGACAAGGAGCACUCCACUAUUAUUUAUGAGAGUUCGGAGCCCGAUACUCCGCUUGUACGGUUGGGGUGGAACAAGCAGGACCCAAGAUACAUGGCCACUAUAAUUAUGGACAGUGCUAAGGUGGUUGUUUUGGAUAUCCGCUUCCCUACACUGCCGGUGGUUGAGCUGCAGAGGCACCAGGCUAGUGCCAAUGCCAUAGCGUGGGCACCCCACAGCUCUUGCCAUAUUUGCACUGCCGGGGAUGAUUCCCAGGCCUUGAUUUGGGACUUGUCCUCCAUGAGUCAGCCUAUGGAGGGUGGGCUUGACCCAAUCCUCGCCUACACCGCCGGGGCCGAAAUCGAGCAGUUACAGUGGUCAAUUUCCCAGCCUGAUUGGGUGGCCAUCGCGUUCUCCACCAAGCUUCAGAUUCUCAGGGUAUGAGUGUAUGGAAUUGUUAUAACCUUGCAGGUGGAACUUGGAAGGAUAGAAGCCGAUAUAGCAAUGGCAUCAACGGGCAACUACGUGACCAAAGGACACGGAUUGGUUCAUGCGGAGUUAAAUCUAAUGACAAUAUAUUUGUCAAGGGAGAAAAAUUGUGAGGAUGAGUGGUCAUUGGUAGAGCAAUAUAAAAAGCCUGUUUUCAUAUAUCGGGUCUUUGACCUCUAGCAGUCAUGUUAGUUCGGUUUCACAAGUGGAUUUUCUGUUACCUGUUUUUGUUAAGCGCGGUGAAGAGGGUCAUGGAGAAGUAUCAAAAACUCUGUUUAUGCAUUGGAGAAUUCAUUGCUAUUUGUGUUUUAGUUGAUACAAGAUAAACUUUGGCCAAUUUGGAUCAUAUGGUUGCUAUUAACAGUAUCAAUUUCUUAUUAGGGGUUUGCAGCACCCUUAGUGGGAGUUAAU
Molecule: messenger RNA, 1594 nt
Organism: Hibiscus syriacus
Lineage: Eukaryota; Viridiplantae; Streptophyta; Magnoliopsida; Malvales; Malvaceae
Product: WD repeat-containing protein LWD1-like
Exons: 2
Coding region: 98-1138 (346 amino acids)
Cellular component (GO): nucleus
Molecular function (GO): protein binding
Source: RefSeq, a predicted model, not a curated record